This is a messenger RNA of Empidonax traillii (willow flycatcher), 1107 nucleotides long. Its product is annotated as methanethiol oxidase-like. The annotation marks the transcript as partial. The record is from RefSeq and is a predicted model, not a curated record. The transcript has 9 exons. Gene Ontology annotation, molecular function: selenium binding. NCBI's taxonomy places the organism in Eukaryota, Metazoa, Chordata, Aves, Passeriformes, Tyrannidae.
AUGGCCCGGGCCAGCACAAGCCGCUCCAGCGGGAGAAGCAGCUGCAGCUCCAGCGCCAGCACCUCUGCCGUCAGCACAGGCACCCCGAGGCUCCAGCAUGGAUGCAGAGCUCAGUGCUACGAGUACCCGACCUGCUGCCCCGAGGUGGCCAAAGCCCCUCGGGAGGAGGUCGCCUACGUGACCUGCACCUACAGAUCCACCUGCAUCGACCAGCCUGAUUUCCUGGCCACCGUGGACCUGAACCCCAGGUCUCCCUGCUAUGGCCAGGUGAUCCACCGGCUGCCCAUGCCCAACCUCAAGGACGAGCUGCACUCCUCGGGGUGGAGCUCUGGCUGCGGCUGCUUUGACAAUGGCACCACGAAAAGGAACAAGCUGGUCCUGCCCUGUCUGAUUUCCUCCCGCAUCUACGUGGUGGAUGUGGGCUCCCAGUGCCGGGCCCCCAAGCUGUGCAAGAUGAUCGAGCCGGUGGACGUGUUCUGGAAGUGCAACAAGGGCUACCUGGCCGUGACCCACAGCCUGCCCAACGGGGACGUGCUGAUCGCCAACAUGGGAGACCCCGCGGGCAACGGCAAAGGUGGCUUCGUGGUGCUGGACGGGGAGACCUUCGAGCUGAAGGGCAACUGGGAGAACGAGUGCGAAGCCCCCCCGACGGGCUACGACUUCUGGUACCAAGCGCGGCACAACGUGCUGGUCAGCUCUGCCGGGAUGGUGCCCAAACGGGCGGGACGGGGCUUCAACCCCGAUGACCUGAAGAAAGGGGUCUUCGGGCGCCGCCUGAACGUGUGGAACUUGUCGUGCCGCAGCCUCACCCAGUGCUUCGACCUGGGCGAGGACUCGCUGCCCAUCAGCGUCAAAUUCCUGCACAACCCCGACGCCGCCGAGGGCUACGUGGCCUGUGAGGUCGCCUACGUGACCUGCACCUACAGAUCCACCUGCAUCGACCAGCCUGAUUUCCUGGCCACCGUGGACCUGAACCCCAGGUCUCCCUGCUAUGGCCAGGUGAUCCACCGGCUGCCCAUGCCCAACCUCAAGGACGAGCUGCACUCCUCGGGGUGGAGCUCUGGCUGCGGCUGCUUUGACAAUGGCACCACGAAAAGGAACAAGCUG